This is a messenger RNA of Canariomyces notabilis, 2397 nucleotides long. RefSeq lists its product as uncharacterized. The record is from RefSeq and is a predicted model, not a curated record. The coding region runs from base 1 to 2397 and encodes 798 amino acids. The transcript has 4 exons. Gene Ontology annotation, molecular function: protein binding. NCBI's taxonomy places the organism in Eukaryota, Fungi, Ascomycota, Sordariomycetes, Sordariales, Chaetomiaceae.
AUGGCAGUCGAUCCUGAAGAGCUCCUUUUACGACCAUUGCGGGAUGUGGUCGCCCUGGGGACCACCGCCGUUGCCAAUGCCUCCACUUCCCAUGCCGAUCCCAUGCUCCGGGCCGCCCAGGCCCUGGUUCGCGAAGGCGAGCGCGCGCUCAAAAAGGUGCAAUUGGUGUGGAACGAGCAAGUAGAAAAACAUGGCGACGCCUUCAAGCAAGUCAUGGUUCAGCAGUCUUCGAUCGAGAAGAGGCGACUGCACAUCGAAGACCUCCUAUGGGACUUUGAUGAUGUCACCCAACCAGACGAAUUCGAUCAGGACCGGUAUUCCGCUCUCCAGUCAGCCACCAAGGCACUUGCCCUCGACAUCGUAGAAAACGCGAAGCGCCUGAAGCUGGAUACCUCAGAACCUCCACCGAUACCUCUCGGCGGAUUCCCUCCGCUGCCUCCUAUCCCUUCCAAUCGACCUGAUUCACGGACUGGCUUCGUCCAGCGACCGCAAUCUGCCCGCUCUGUCCGUCCUAGGACCUUGUCCAGGUCGGAUCUCCCUCGGAGAGGCACUACUUCCUCCUCACAUGGGUCUGUGGGAGCCGCAGAGAGAAGAGGACAGACCACGCCACGCUAUAGUGACACACCUCAAGACCCGUGUUUAUUUGAUGUUAGACAUCAGGCGCUUCACGCACUUUCGCCAAGUUCGGACGAUCUCUCCGGCCGGCCGGGUAGUCCAAGGACAGAUGCACAAGCCGCAGCGACGGCAAAGAUCGAUUGGGGUUCAACUCCAGUCGCCUGGAAUUCCCACCAGCAACCGAAUACCGGCGGCACUUCUCACGAUGUACUCACGCCGCCAUCAUCUCCGGGAACUGCGCCCUUUUCAGCACGAUUCCGUGAUCUCAACCUGGACACCUCAGUACGCCCCACCCACCUCCGUGAUUCGGUCCCGACACCGGGCACACCAAACAAUCGGGGGUCGGUCGUUUCCAAAACCAGCAGUAUAACCUCGUCAUCCGCAUUGCUGGGCAGUCUGGACUCGCUCGUCAUCGCCGAUGAGACGAGCCAAGGCAACCCCCAGCCGACCGCCACACAGCUCGCAAAGGUCAACACGUAUGAAACCGCGUCUAGCCGCGCCGUGAGCGAGGAGGAACCGGCAUUAGUAGGGUUCGCGGAUUUCCUCAAGGAACCUGGCGAGGGCGCUGAGCAGCGGAGAUCUCAGAAUAGAAACUCCCGUCCCGCAGAGACAGCUAUUCAAGAGGACAGCACAUAUCUGAAGCUCAAGGGGCUUUGCAAGGGCGCUGUUAGAUUCCGAAAGGAUGGCCACUGGGGCAGUAUCAAGCUUACUACCGAGUACGAUUAUGGUGGGGGCGACGCCAUGAGCGGUGGUGGAGACAUGUUGAGGGCAUCUGACGGCAUCGUGAUUCCGCUCCAGUAUGAGGUCGUGGCAAAGGUCGGCGCAUGCGGCGAUUGCGGGUACGCCCACCAACUGGAGGAGGUGAAGCUUGACAAGAGCGAUAGACCUGACGGAGUCCGUACCUCAGAGUGUGGAGCCCGCUACCGCCUACGACUGUUGUUCAAGGCCCAUCUUAAGGAGGGAAUCAGUGCAGAAUCCUGCUACGCCUGUCUGUGGUGUGUGCAGGCCGGCGCUACGGUUCGAGAAGGGGAUGCCACUGUUUUCCGCUCCGCCGACGAUCUCCUUCGCCAUCUGGCUCGCCAUCCACAACCGCUUCCGCAUGUCAAAGGCGUUUCGGUACGCUAUGGCCCGCUAGCAGAAUCCGACACGCACGAUUUCGAUCUACAUCUGCCCGACGCCCCCAUCCCGGUGCCUAUGCCGGAUAACGUAGGUAGGCUGGCAACGGCAACCGCAACGAGGGACCAUUACCGGCGAUCCGGACGGGGCAAACUAGAUAAGCCUCCUCACUAUGACGGCGAGAUGCUCGAGUUUAUGCAAGGUGCGCGGAUUGUGGGCGUCAUAUUUCCCGAGAAGUGGGGCGGCAAAUGGUGUUUGGGGAGGCACGACGGCAUGUUUGGAGCUUUUCCAACAAAGGUUGUCGAGAUCAGGCCUCCGCAGGCAAACGAGGUGCCCAUGGGCGGCGAGAGUGGCAUGAGUGUGACAACAAGGUGGAAGUGGCAGCCACCUAGCACUGGGGAUACCCCGUGGCUUUCGUUUGGCAAGGGCGAGGUCAUCACGAAUGUCCAAUCGCUCUACGCUGACCACUGGUGUUGGUCUGGGACAAAUAGCAAAGGGAAGACAGGCGUAUUCCCCCAAUCGCAUAUUGACUUGCAGACACUAAGGGGGCAAGACGCCGAGGGGAGCAAGAAGAAGAGCCGGGGUAGAGGCUUCUUCGGGUACCGAUCCAAUAGCACGUCCGAACCGUCCACUUCCAAAGGGAACAGGAAUUCACUUCUCCAAUAG